Clunio marinus is the source of this 207-nucleotide messenger RNA. NCBI's taxonomy places the organism in Eukaryota, Metazoa, Arthropoda, Insecta, Diptera, Chironomidae. The record is from the annotation of a GenBank genome assembly.
AUGUUUACAACUAAUAACCAUCAUAAAAGGUAUGCUUUGCGUGUGUAUUUAUGCAUCAAGGAUAAAGCCGACUUUCGUAGUUUAAUAGAUGUAUCAUGUACAAGUUUUAUCGGUGAGUUUUUUGGUGCGAUAAGCGAUUUUAUUUUAAAGUUAACAUCGCACAAAAGCAGUAAAACAGUUAAUAGGUCUGCGCUAACUAACAUAUAA